AUGGCGCCUGUUGAACGCGGCUUGAUCACCUUCUUCGUCGACCGCAUCUACGGUUGGUGGUCCGGCUUACCCGCAGAAACGAGCAGCUACACAACCACCUUCAUCCAAAUCCCAACCAACGAUGUAAAACUCGCUGCAACCCUCUACCAACCAACAACUCCCCCCCUCGGCACCAUCCUUAUCCGCACAUCCUACGGCAUCGCACCGCUCAUGGCUCUCAGCAACGCACGCAUGUUCGCUUCAAGAGGCUAUCAAGUCCUCCUCGCCGCCUGCAGAGGUACACAUCCCUCCGACGGGCAGGAAAUCGUCCCAGCAGUUCAUGAAGCACAAGAUGGUCUUGCGACCGUUGUUUGGAUGCGUGAACAGACGUGGUACACUGGAUCUUUCGCUACGUAUGGAGGAUCGUACCUUGGACAUACGCAGUGGGCUAUUCUGACGGAUCCACCGCCGGAUAUGAAAGCUGCUGUUAUAAGUACUGGUCCAGUGGACUUUGGUGCUUUUACCUGGGGCACUGGGGCGAUGGAAACACAUAUGAUUGCGUGGGCGGCUUUGAUGACUGCUCCAAAGCGGGGUAUCACCCCUGGCUUGCCGUAUAUCAGGAAAUUGCCGAAAAUACUGCAGCCUGUUUAUGAUUCUCUGCCUCUGAUGGACGGUAUCAAGGAUCAUAUGCAGAAUAAGGAGCCGCCUUGGCUGGAAGAAUUGAUCAGUCAACCUGACACAUCGACUCCUUUUUGGUCGCGGGCUAAUCAGAGUGCUGCGCUGAAAAGGGCAAAGAUUCCAAUCUUGCAGUCUACAGGCUGGAACGAUAGCGUUCUGCCCAUGGUUCUGGACCAGCACCGUGUUCUGGUGGAACAAGGAGCACCCGCCUUUCUGACCAUCGGUCCAUGGUCACAUCUUGGUUCACAACAAGGCCCAACAUUGGUUGAGGGCUUAAAGUUCUUCAAUCACUAUCUUGCCGGCCAGGGGACCGCUCCUAGAACAUCAUCUUGUCGAGUCUUCGUUACAGGUUCGAAUGAGUGGCGAGAUAUGGCCAGCUGGCCUCCAUCCCCUUCGUCCACGCAAACCUUCUACUUAUCCCUAGAAACCCUCAGCAAAGAACAGCCGCUUGAGCAAGUGUCAAUCUCAACGUUCAGAUUCUACCCCAAUGAGGCGACUCCUUCAAUCGGUAUGCCCCGACCAUUCGACGAUGUCCAACCUACAAACUACAACGACACUGAACUCCCAAAACGCUCAGAUGUUGCAGUUUUCGAUACCACGCCACUAGACAGGGAUGUAGAAGUCUGCGGCAAACCAUUGAUUGAACUUCAUCACACCACCGACAAUCCACACGCGGAUAUUCUAGUCCGACUUAGCGAAGUCAACAGCAGGGGAAAGUCUAGACGUAUAAGCGAUGUUUACAGGCGACUGGAUCCUGCAAGAGGUCCUGAGCCGCUGAAUCUUGCAUUGGUGGAUUGCGCCCAUGUUUUCCGCAAGGGGAACAAGAUCCGAUUGAUCAUCGCUGGUGGUGCACAUCCAGCGUACAUGCGAAAUCUGGGAAGGGGUGAGAAUCAGGCAUAUGGGGUGAGCAGUGCGCCGGCAAUUCAUACGAUUCACCAUUCUAAAGACGCUGCCUCGAGAUUGGUUCUCCCUGUCACGGCUUCAUAUUAG
Fusarium musae is the source of this 1647-nucleotide messenger RNA. RefSeq lists its product as uncharacterized. Gene Ontology annotation, molecular function: dipeptidyl-peptidase activity. The record is from RefSeq and is a predicted model, not a curated record. Bases 1 to 1647 code for a protein of 548 amino acids. The transcript has a single exon. NCBI's taxonomy places the organism in Eukaryota, Fungi, Ascomycota, Sordariomycetes, Hypocreales, Nectriaceae.